This is a messenger RNA of Ixodes scapularis (black-legged tick), 1164 nucleotides long. RefSeq names its product glucoside xylosyltransferase 1-like. The transcript has 6 exons. NCBI's taxonomy places the organism in Eukaryota, Metazoa, Arthropoda, Arachnida, Ixodida, Ixodidae. The record is from RefSeq and is a predicted model, not a curated record. The coding region runs from base 1 to 1164 and encodes 387 amino acids. Gene Ontology annotation, biological process: protein O-linked glycosylation via N-acetylgalactosamine. Gene Ontology annotation, molecular function: UDP-xylosyltransferase activity.
AUGCACGCUGCAACACCAUUCUGUCGACGCCCAUUACCCGCCCUCUUCGUCAUCGGGAGCCUGGUUCUACUCGCAAGUUUCUGGUACCUCUGGGCGCCUGAUGCGGAGUGCCAGUGCGCUGACGAGGAACGCCCGACCGAAUCACCUCGGGUCAUUGGCUCUACACAGGGCAGGGAACUUGUGACGUUGGUAGUGGUCACGUGCGCGGGCAGCCUGGAGCUGACCAUGGCCAAUCUCAAGUCAGCCGUCGCCUUCUCAAGAGCUCCCCUAAGGCUGAUUCUGUACGCCGAUGAGGAGAACAUCAAGCUUCUUCAAGACAGGAUCAUACAGUGGCCAGCCAGUGUCUUGGCCAGGAUCACCUAUGACCUGCGCUUGGUCAUGUUCCCCAGAAAAGACUACGACAAAUGGAACAAACUCUUCAAGCCCUGUGCAACACAGCGACUUUUUCUCCCGGACAUGCUUCCGAUGGAGGAUGCGGUCUUGUACGUAGACGCUGACGCCCUCUUCCUGAACCCUGUCGAGAAUAUCUGGGAAGUCUUUGAGAAGAUGAACGACAGUCACCUAAUGGCCCUAGUUCACGAGAUUGAAGACGAAGCCAACAACUGGUACAAGCUGGAAGCAAAGCACCCUUUCGUCCCUCCUUUUGGAGUGAACGCUGGCGUAAUGGCCAUGAACCUCACGCGCAUGCGCAACUUCCACUGGGUGUCGCGCAUGGGGCCGCUACUAGGGGAGUACGAGGACCGGAUCUUCCUGGGCGACCAGGACCUAGUGAACAUCAUGUUCAGCGCCCACCCAGACAAGUUGUUCCUGAUGACGUGCCGGUGGAACUACCGCCAGGAGAACUGCGUCUUCCACUCGUCGUGCUCGGGCGAAACACCCGCACUGGUGCACGGAAGCCGGAAUUGCUUCACGGACCCCGACAGGGAGCCCUCCAUCUAUGCCGUCUACUCCGUCAUGCAGAAGUACGAGCUUGGCACGAGCCUGGAGCGGGAAUUCAUCGAUCCACUGGAACGUGAGCUGCACCGGGUUCGGCAAAGCGAGUGUGUCGUCCAGCUCCUGUUCCACGCGAAGCAGUGGCGGAUUCUGGCGAGGCAGUUGGACAGUGAACGAGGCUUUAACGACGACGCCACUAAUGCUGCACCGCCAUCGACGACGUCUACUUGA